UAAAGGGGGCCUCCCUGACUUUUCUCGGGACGCUUUCUUUAUUGUCCACUCGUCCUCAACACGCGCGACGCAAUGUUGCAUUAUUAGCAGCGUCUUAUGGCGCAAGACGUAGCGCUAGCGUGGCCUCGCACGCCUCGACGUGUGCGACAAGGCUCCACACGCUUCAUCGACACAGGUCGACCGCAGCUGAGGCCAGGGCUACGGCGGCCACAGCGAACUGUUCAGGUAGCAGCUACAGAUGGCGGUAAUAACUGGCGGCGGCGGCCAGACGACGCCCGUUGGGGAACGAGUGUGCCUCCUGCACGCCGGCGCGGUCUCAUCAACUUCGGCCUUGGCAACUGGGACAGGCUAUGGGGCGAGACAUCAUACCAAUACUACAACUGGCGCCAGGACACCACCAACGAUCUGGUGCUGUUCGUGGCCUUCUUCGCAUUCCUGAUCCUGUCGGGCACGCUGAUCAAGCCCCUGCUGCUUGAGGAAGUGUCUGCGGACGGCCCGGAUGGAUUCUGGAUGGACCUUUACGAGAUUCUGGCGCUCAGCCUCAGCCAGGACCUGCCGCCCGCCAGCCCGACCCAGUUCACGGCGCAGGUGUUCAGUGUGGGUGUGGCGGCGCUGGGGCUGGCGGCAUUCGCGCUGGUGCUGGCGCUGGUGGAGCAGGUGGUGUUCGAGGUGUUUGACGAGAACGUGCGGCGCGGCGGUGAGGUGUACGAGGACGGGCACGUGCUGGUGCUGGCGUGGUGUGCGGGGCAGCGCGACUUCGAGGUGCUGACCAAGGUGCUGUUCCAGUUGUGCCAGGCGUAUCGUUGCGACGGCGGCACGGUGGUGGUGGUGCUGAGCCAGCGGCCCAAGCUGGAGAUGGAGGCAACACUCAGGCGCUCGCUGCCGCCGGCGGAUCGGCACGGCACGCGCUUCGUGUUCCGCUCCGGCAGCCCCCUGGUGCCCGACGACCUGCGCGCCGUGUCCGCACACACCGCCGCCACCACCGUCAUCAUCGCGGACCAGAGCCGCCCGCCAGAUGAGGCGGACGCGCAGUCCAUCCGGUGCGCUAUCCUGCUCGAUGAGCUGGAGCCGCCAACGCCGCCGGCAGACGCCGCCGUGCCAACGUCGGCCGGCGGUGGCGGCGGAGGCGGCUCCACGUGGUCCGACAACCUCGGCCUCGCCGGCGGCGCACUGCAGGCGAUCGGCCUGGGCUUGCGGGGCGCAAGCGGGACAGGCGGCACGGGCAAAUCAGCGGGUGCCAGCAGCAGCGGAGCAGCUGCGCCGCGGCCGCGCAGCCCCAUUGUGGUGGAGCUGCUGACCGGCAACGCCAUGGCCAUGCUGUACUACUCGUGCUCCAGCAGGGUUUUGGCGGUGCCCACGGCGCAGCUGAACGCGCGGCGUAUCGCCAAGCUGCUUCAGAAUCCGGUUGUGUCCACCAUCAGCCAGCAGAUCAUGUCCUUCGAGACGCCCGCGUCAUGCCUGUACGUGCAGAGUUUCCCCGAGCUGACUGGACUGGAGUUCAGUGAAGUCCCGUUUCGGUUUGACUCAGCGAUCGUGCUGGGCACUGUCAAUCGCAUCACGCGCAAAGCCUCCUUCAGCGUCAGCCCCAAACACAAGCUGUCCGCGGACGAGGACGUGGUGCUGCUGCGGCCCACGGACGUCUCCUUCCCGGGCUUCAGGCCCCUGCCACAGGUGGUGCCGGGAACGCCGUCAAUGGAGGAGGCACAGGCCUGGGCGGCCGCUGCCAACCAGCAGGCCUGCAAUUUGGGCCCUCACACCGCCGGCGGCGCUGCUCCCGCGGGAGCAGCAGCUGGAGCAGCCGGCGCAGGGGACUUAUCGGGAGCAGCGUUUGGCAUCGAGGCGGGUGCGGUCACGGCACGGAGGUUGGCGCCAAAGGCCGGUGGCCGCGGCCGCGCCCGCCACGCCGCCCCUGCGCUGUCGCCGGCAACGCUGCAGGUGUUGAUGGGCGCGUUGCCGGUGCCAAGCGCUGGCAAGCAGCAGGCCGCGACGGAUGUCGCCACCGCGGCCGCUGCCACGCGGCACCCCGCCGGCAGCGGCGGGUCUCGGGGCCCCACGGUGUCCCGGGCAACUCAGCUGGACAGCGCCAGCGAGGACGACAUUGACCGGGACAUGUGGCGGGCCUUUGCCUCAGACGACUUCACGACCAUACGCAUCAACGACGACGGUACGGUCGACUUGGACAGCGUGACCGCCGCCGCCGAGGCCGCCGCCGCCGCCGGCGUGCGCGUGGACGCCGCCGCCAGCAGCCUGGACGGCGGCGCGAUCAUGACCAUUGACGCAGGGGACAUCACGGCAGUCGCCAAGUCCACGCCGCCGGGAGCUCAUGAAGCCGCUGCCGCCGCCGGAGGAGCGAGCAGCGCCGCUAACGGCAAUGGCGGCGGCAAUGGCACCAACGGUGCAAGCCGAAGCGGCCGUGGCAGCAGCAGCAGCAGCAGCAGCAGCAGCAGCAGCCUAGCUGGUGCGGGUGUGAAUGCGGGCGGCCGUGCGUCGUACAACAGUGGGGAGACGGCGGAGGACGCGGUGCGCGAUGACGGCGUGCUGACCAACAUGGCAAGUGUCUGGAGCGAGGGCCGGGCCCGGGCAGUGGCAGCCGCACUGCGCGGCACCGCCGCCCCCGCCAGCGCCAACGGCCGCAGCAGGAGCAGGAGUAGCGAGCGGGCGGCAGCGGCGUCUCGAACGGCGGGCGUCUCCGCGGUUGCCACGAAUGAUCGCAGCAACGGCAGGACCGCACCGGCUGGUGCUGGUGCUGGUGCUGGUGCUGCUGCAUUACCGUCGGCAGGCGCUGCGGCGACCUCCUCGGCUGCCGCCGCCACUGCGGCCGCCGCUAGCAGCGCCGCAGCGCGAGUGGCGGGCGGCCCGGCGCUGAGCUCUGUGGGGCUGUCCAGCUCCGACAGCACCGGCGCCUUCACGCUGCUGCAGUACCUGGUGCCCAUGGAGUACUUGAUGGUGGACAACCGGGCUGAGCGGAUCCUGCUGUGCGGCUGGGGCGAGACGCGCUUCAUGACCACACUGCUGAGGGAGCUGGACCACGGCAGCUCAGCACUGCCCAAGGGCAGCGAGGUGCUGCUGCUCAACGACCACGACCCCGCCGCCAGUCUGGGCGAGGCGCUCAAGACGGUCAAGAUCUCCAAUAUCCGCGUCACGCACCUGCCCGCGGACCCGCUGCAGCGGGCGCAGAUGGCAGCCCGCGUCGACAUGACCAGCAUCAAGGCGGCUCUGGUGAUUUGUGACGAGCGCUGGGUGGACCCGGAUGAGAACGCCAACAACGGAGUGGACAGGCUGGUGCAGAUUGACAUGCUUCGCCUCGACUCCAUGGUGAUGAUGGUGCAGCUCAACAUCCGCAAAUUGCUGGAGGACUCGGGCCGGCCCACCAUCAACAUCGUGUGCCAGAAGGUGGCCAGCACUGGCAUGACUCGCUUCGAAGACCGGUGCCGCCUGCCGCUGGGCAUUUCCAUGAAUUUUGCCUCAUUCGCGGCGAAGCUGCUGGUGCUGUCGGCAGUCAACCCAGCCAACCUGUCGGCCUUCGCCGCCUUCGGCUCCCCAGUGGACUUGGCGAUUUUGGACGCGUUGGAGCUGGCGGGUGUGGGCGAGCGGCUUUCAUUCCUGGAGCUGCAGCGCCGGGCACAGGCGCAGCGCAAGGUCCUGGUCGGCUACUACCUGCUGCCCACCUCGGUGGACGAGCCGCUGACAACCGUCAUUAACCCGAGGGGCCUCACGGCGCGCACCGCUCUGCGCGUGUGGAACCGUGGCAACUGCCUGACCAAGUUCCUCGUGCUGCACCGAAAGGAUGUCGCGGCCGCACCCACCACUGCCACCGCAAGCCACAACAGCCGCAGCAAUGCAGGCGCGGCUGCGGUGGAAGCAGCAGCAAGCAGGUCCCCAGCACCGCCCGCAGCGGGUGCGGCUGGCCCGGUGCCGGCUGCCGCAGGCAUUGCAGCGGCCAUGGGCAAUGCGCCGGCAGUAGGCGCCGAUGGCUGGAGCGCGAGCAGCGGCGGAAUCGCAGAGGUGAUGACCGACCUGACGGCGCCGGUGAGUGCGGUGGCGUCAAAGGCGACGGCGACGGUUGCCAGCAUGGGCGCGGUGGCUGCCGCCGUGGCCGCGACCGCCGCGGCGUCAGCGGCGACGACGCUUGCUGGCGCCGCCGGGGCGCUGAAUGCAGCUGCAGCGGAGGUGGGCAGCGAGGGAGGCCGCCGAAGCGGUUCAGACUCAUCAGACUCCGCUGGGGAGGGCCGGGAGGCGUACGGGCCGCUGGCUCCCGCCAUGACUGUUGCCGCGGCCAGCAACAGCCCAGCGGCAGGCCUUGGCUGGGCUGGUGCUGCCGCCAACGGGCAGCCGCAGCCAACGGUGCCGGUGGUGCCCACAGCCGCGGCCGCGGCAUCCGCCGCCGCGGCGGCUGCAGCCGCUGUGGCUGCGGUGGCGGACUCGGUUGCCGCCGACGCGCAGGCGCUUGCGCUGGGCGUUGUCGUGGGCUCAUCGUCGGAGGAGGACGAGGUGCCUGAGUACGGGGAGUCACGCCAGCCCGCCAUCUGGGUGUCAGCUCGGGAGGGCAUCGUCACGCCCAUCUGCGUCAUGGCGGGUGCGGACACUCCCGAGGCGCAGGAGGCGGAGGCACAGCACCGGGCGAUGAUGGCAGCGCUGGAGGCGACGGGCAGCAGUGAGGCUGCGACCAUGGCGGCGGGUGCCGCGCCUGCAGAAGCUGUAACGGAAGCAACAUCAGGCCCUGUCGCUGCGGCGUCGCCGCCGCUAGCCGCUGAGGGCGACCUUCUUGGCGAUGAACAGGGCCCUGGGGAGUGGGUAGUGAAGGAGACGGGAACCGUUUACGUUGAAAAUGGUGGUCCCGAUGCGAGCAUUGGGGCUGGCGGCGGCGCGAGCGGCGCGGCGGCGCAGGCUGCAGCAGCGGUGAUGGAGCUCGGGGGCGUGGUGGCGUCCGCCGCUGUGGCUGCCGCCACAGCCGUCAGCAGCACUCUGCAAGACCAACGCGGCAGUACCGGUUCCAGUGCGGCCGACUCAUGCCAGGAGGCGGGCAACGGCCACGGGGCGGACGGUGUUGGCGCGUCCGACAUGCAGCCAGAGAGUGUUCAGCAUUAGAACAUAAGCUUCCCCAUGGGUUAAAGCAGCUGAGUGCGCUGGUUUUGCGCUGGGAAUGCAUGGGUACGUGACCAACGCGGGCUGGGGGGCCAGGCAAAUGACGUCGGGCCAGGGCAGCGGCCAAGCCGGAACGACAGCAAAAAAGGCGCAUCGUGUGAGCUGUCACAGCAAGGUUUGUGUAUGUGGCUGUGUUUCGGUGGGUUAACGCACCGUGUACAUAAACGUGUUCUUGACUCUUUACUGUGCGUCGGCAGGGCUUGGCGCAGUAUGUGGUAGGCCGCAGCAGUGAGGAGUGUUGUGGCUGUUUCGUUUGUUGCCUGCUGUGCUUAUGCUUGACAGCGGGACGUGGCUGGAUGCAAGACGGGCAGUGCCUGCAUGAACUGACCCCGGCUAUGUCCGCGAGAUGAGGUAGACGCUUGCGGCCUCAGGCUAGAGACGCGGUGUGGGCGCAGUCCACUUUUCCCUUGUGACAGGCAACCACAUAUCUUGUUCAGUCAGGAGGAGAAGUGCGGACGCGCUCGCGGCAUGCCAUUGGCGCGGGCUGCAGGGCGGGGUGUUAAUGACCCUCUUACUCUUUCUAUGCGGACAUUAUGGCGCUCUGCCUUGUUUCAGUUGUUUAGUCGGGGAGUGGUCAACUGUGGUCAGCACUAGCGCACGAAUUUCUUAUGGGUUGGAGCAGUUCGAUGCGCAGGCUCUGCGCCGGCCAUGCAUGGGUGUGCCGGCCAUGCAUGGGCAGGUGACCAACGCAGGCGGCUCGCUCGGAGGCCAUGCAAGUGAAGUUGUGGGGCGUUUGGCCAGGGUGUGUACUUGCCAGAAGUAGGCAGCUUGAAGGACACUCUGAUCAGUCUGGUGGAUUGCCGACACUGCGGAAGGAGCGUGGCAACUGCCUCCUGACGGACUCUUAUUGGCAUCCGCACACCAUGUCAUGGGCAAGUGUGGUGGAGCGCAAAGCUAUCUAGUCUUGAUCACGGGCAGAGCGGUUGAAAGUGAGAGGAGAAUGCGCCUCGCGCGGGUUCAUCUCAAGGUGUGCGCUUCUCCCCUCCCCUGCGUGGCACGUGAACCUCAGUACAGUGCAGCGUCAGGGCGACUAGCAUACUCAUAAUGGCAAUACUGUUGGUUGGGUGGGUGGUUAGCGUACGGUAUCGCUGGUGGGUGUCCGGGUUGGAGGACAAGGGACACGCAUGGACCCGGUGGCAUCCAUGCACCCUGACCUGCGCAUGUGCGACUGUUGUUAUUCGGCCAUAAACAC
Messenger RNA from Chlamydomonas reinhardtii, 6337 nucleotides. RefSeq lists its product as uncharacterized. NCBI's taxonomy places the organism in Eukaryota, Viridiplantae, Chlorophyta, Chlorophyceae, Chlamydomonadales, Chlamydomonadaceae. Gene Ontology annotation, biological process: monoatomic ion transport. The record is from RefSeq and is a predicted model, not a curated record. The transcript is spliced from 28 exons. The coding region runs from base 97 to 5088 and encodes 1663 amino acids.